AUCAAGGCUGCGCUAAAACAUCGCUGCGAUAACUUUCAUGAUGACCAAUCUAGAAUGUUCGACUCUAUUCUUGAUAGAAAACGUCACACCAUAGUUCUUGAUCGAUGCCUAGAUAAUUCGGCCAACGACCUUGGCCUUUUAACAAACCACAG
Molecule: messenger RNA, 152 nt
Organism: Funneliformis caledonium
Lineage: Eukaryota; Fungi; Glomeromycota; Glomeromycetes; Glomerales; Glomeraceae
Source: the annotation of a GenBank genome assembly